Messenger RNA from Ostrea edulis (European flat oyster), 2982 nucleotides. RefSeq names its product mucin-2-like. The transcript has 6 exons. NCBI's taxonomy places the organism in Eukaryota, Metazoa, Mollusca, Bivalvia, Ostreida, Ostreidae. The record is from RefSeq and is a predicted model, not a curated record. The coding region runs from base 205 to 2808 and encodes 867 amino acids. Gene Ontology annotation, cellular component: membrane.
UUUACUAGAGAUGUAGUGAUACAAUUUCUGAUAAAGAAUUAACGCUUAAUGAAGCUGCAAUUUUAAAUAUCUCCAUAUGAAUUGUUGGUUUGUUUGAUUUACAUCCCGUUCUAGAAUGUGUCACUUAUAUUGCGACGUCACCAGAUGUAGGUGAAGUGUCACUUAUUUUGAUAUGAUUUUGACAAUCAGUUCAACAUUUUAUCAAUGCUUAUAUUGCAGAGACCUGAAGCGGUAUUACUUAUGACGUGUGUAGCGUCCUUAGUAACAACGGUCCUGGGAUCCAAAGAUUGCACACCCAAACCAACCGAUCUUGUGUUUGUUUUGGACGAAAGUGGCAGUGUGGGGCAAGCAAAUUUUAUUUUGCAAAAUAAAUUCGUUGCAAAGUUUGUGGAAGGUUUCGACAUAGGUAGAAACGCGACUCAGGUGGCUGCAAUCACGUUUUCUACGGGGCCGAAAAUUGAAUUUUACUUGAAAACAUACCACGAUAAGACAAAAUUAUUGGAGGCCAUAAAGCAGUUCAACUAUUCACAUCCCGGUCUAACUAUGACACACAAGGCUCUUAGCUACGUACGAACUGACAUUCUGAAUGUGACGAAUGGAAGGAGACCGGAUGCAUUGCCUUUUGUUAUUGUUAUGACUGAUGGGAAAUCCAUGUCAACACCAUUGACAAAGAAGGAAGCCAAAAAACUUCAUGACAUGAAUGUAACGGUUUACGCAAUUGGAAUUUCAAGUGAGGCUAACAAAGAAGAGUUGCAAGAAAUCGCCUCUAAUCGCAAUUACGUAAUUCUUGUGCAGGAUUUUAGUGCCUUAAAAUCAAUACAAGGCCAAGCUUUAGCCGGUACUUGUGAAGCUAUUUUGAAGAAAGUAAAGGGAAGCAACUUUACAGUAUCUACAAAACCUUUGUCGACCAAAACAACCACAGCCACAACUAAACGGACCACUCCCACCACUAGACGGACCACUCCCACCACUAGACGGACCACUCCCACAACAACUAAACGGACCACUCGCACUACUACUAUUAAACAUACCACUCCCACCACAACUACCACUAGAAAGACCACUCCCACCACAACCACUACCACCACAACCACUCCCACCACUAAAAGGACCACUCCAACCACAAGAAGGACUACUCCCACCACCACAACCACAACUAGAAAGACCACCAUUAAACGGACAACUCCCACCACAACCACCCCCAUGACAACUACCACUAGAAAGACCACCACUAAACGGACAACUCCCACCACAACCACUCCCAUGACAACUACCACUAAAAAGACCACCACUAAACGGACAACUCCCACCACAACCACUCCCAUGACAACUACCACUAGAAAGACCACCACUAAACAGACAACUCCCACCACAACCACUCCCAUGACAACUACCACUAGAAAGACCACCACUAAACGGACAACUCCCACCACAACCACUCCCAUGACAACUACCACUAGAAAGACCACCACUAAACGGACAACUCCCACCACAACCACUCCCAUGACAACUACCAAUAGAAAGACCACCACUAAACGGACAACUCCCACCACAACCACUCCCAUGACAACUACCACUAGAAAGACCACCACUAAACGGACAACUCCCACCACAACCACUCCCAUGACAACUACCAAUAGAAAGACCACCACUAAGCGGACUACUCCAACCACAACUACUACAGCCAAAAGGACUAUUCCCACCACAGCAAAAGCUUCUCCCACUACUGGUGCAACUGUGCCUCUUUCAGCAUUAGGUUGUGACUUUGAAUAUUCAAAUUGCGGAUUUUUAUUACAACAUCCACUUUCCAACUCUUCAUGGAUCAUUUGCAAUGGAUCAACCACAUCAUCUAAAACAGGACCAAUCACCGACCACACCUUUAAAAAUUCAUCAGGAAAAUUCAUAUACGUGGAUGGAGGUUUGAUGAGGCCACAUAAAUCCGCAUACAUCGUGAGCCCAUUGAUAAAUAAUAUUUUGAAAAAUGAAGCGUGUCUCCAGUUUCAUUAUCAAAUGUUUGGGAAAGACAACAAGACGCUCAAUGUGUACAUAACAAAUGGUUCCACGUCAUUGCAAGAUGCAAAUUUGAUAUGGUCGAGGACAAUCAAUGAAACAUUCAGCUGGUAUUUUACCAAAGUGCCCCUGCUUGGAGGAUUCUCAGGACGGGUCAUUUUUGAAGGAAUUAAUCCAAAUGAUAAAAAUAGCGGAUUUGGUAUUGACGACAUUACAACAACUCUUGGAAACUGUUCAGAUACUAUAUCGACGUUUCCGGUUUUGUUCACGUCUUCCGGAUCCUCAACAAACCCAACAUACACCAUUCGAACAAACACUCCAACAAAAGGUCUCACAACAUCAGCUAAAUCUUCUACCAUUUCUAUGAAAACACCUACCACGACAUCGACUGUUUCUGUAAUCAGAAUGACCAACCCUACAACCACAAAACGUCCUAGCAUCAGACCUAAUCGUUACCCCAAAAUGACCACGUCUACUACAGUAUCUACCACAAGUUCAUCUACUACUUCAAGUUCGUUUCCAAAUUUAAACUCAAGACCUAGUACCAAUCCAAACCAAUCUCGAAAAAGAUUUGUAAUCCCUGGUUGGUUUCAAAUGAUUGAAAUUGGGUUCCUUGCUCUUACGGCAAUCACUGGCAUGGGUAUUCUUGGCUGCUGUUGUCUAAAGUUCUGUGGAGGUAAACGUAAAGAGGACGAUGAUGAAGAGGAAGACGACGAAGAAAUAACGCCGUCAUGGAAACAGAGCCAUAGACUUCCAGUGUCGAAACCUGGAGGAUGGACUACUGGGCUGAGGAUUUAACCUUCGUGUACUAAUACGCUUUUGAAUAUUUCUAAGUGUUUCUGAGUAUUUUGUGAUAUUUGAAAUAAAUAAAUUUCCCAUUCAAUCACAAACUACUAUUAAUCAAAUAUGUACGUGUGUUGUCAAUUUCAAUACAGCUACAACUAUUGGUCUUAAUAAAAUUUAUUAUAUUUG